Exophiala bonariae is the source of this 1191-nucleotide messenger RNA. RefSeq names its product translation initiation factor eIF4A (gene TIF1). The transcript has 5 exons. Gene Ontology annotation, molecular function: ATP binding; RNA helicase activity; RNA binding. The record is from RefSeq and is a predicted model, not a curated record. The coding region runs from base 1 to 1191 and encodes 396 amino acids. NCBI's taxonomy places the organism in Eukaryota, Fungi, Ascomycota, Eurotiomycetes, Chaetothyriales, Herpotrichiellaceae.
AUGGCGGACAAAGGUCUCGAGGAGGUCCCUGAAGGCCAAAUCGAGUCAAACUACGAUGAAGUCACCGAUUCCUUCGACGCAAUGAACCUAAAGGCAGAACUUCUGCGAGGUGUCUAUGCCUAUGGUUUCGAGCGACCGUCUGCCAUUCAGCAGCGUGCCAUCAUGCCAGUCAUCAAAGGAUCUGAUGUCAUUGCACAGGCACAGUCUGGUACUGGAAAGACCGCCACUUUCUCCAUCUCAUGUCUGCAGAAAAUCGACCCCAACCUCAAGGCCUGCCAGGCUCUCAUCCUUGCCCCCACUCGUGAGUUGGCUCAGCAGAUUCAAAAAGUCGUUGUCGCCAUUGGUGACUUCAUGAGCGUUGAGUGCCAUGCCUGCAUUGGUGGUACCAACGUUCGCGAGGACAUGAAGGCUCUUCAAGAUGGCCCACAAGUCGUCGUUGGUACCCCCGGCCGUGUUCAGGACAUGAUCACCCGCCGCGUUCUGAAGACCGACAACAUGAAGAUGUUCAUUCUCGAUGAGGCUGACGAGAUGCUUUCCCGAGGUUUCACCGAGCAAAUCUAUGACAUUUUCCAACUUCUCCCUCAAUCAACCCAGGUUGUUCUGCUCUCUGCCACCAUGCCACAGGAUGUGCUUGAGGUUACCACCAAGUUCAUGCGUGAUCCUGUCCGCAUUCUCGUCAAGAAGGCUGAAUUGACCCUGGAAGGUAUCAAGCAGUUCUACAUCGCUGUCGAGAAGGAAGAAUGGAAGCUCGACACUCUCUCUGAUCUUUACGAAACUGUCACCAUUACUCAGGCUGUCAUCUUCUGCAACACCCGAAGAAAGGUCGACUGGCUUACCGACAAGCUCACUGCUCGUGACUUCACUGUUUCCGCCAUGCACGGCGACAUGGAGCAAGCUCAGCGUGAUGUCAUCAUGAAGGAGUUCCGAUCUGGAUCUUCUCGUGUCCUGAUCGCCACCGAUCUCCUUGCCCGUGGUAUCGACGUUCAACAGGUUUCUCUGGUCAUCAACUACGACUUGCCCGCUAAUCGCGAGAACUACAUUCAUCGUAUCGGUCGAGGUGGUCGUUUCGGCCGAAAGGGUGUUGCCAUUAACUUCGUCACCGCUGAUGAUGUCCGCAUGAUGAGAGAAAUCGAGCAGUUCUACUCUACUCAAAUUGAGGAGAUGCCAAUGAACGUUGCUGGUAAGUUUUAA